AACCCAGCUGCGAGCGGCAUGUUAUAAGCUACGGCCGCGCCACCGUCAACAGUAUUCCACUCGCGCGCCUGCUUUCCAUUGCUUCCUGCUACCUUCGUCCAUCCGGGCUGCUCGCUUCGCCUUCCUGUUGCCGCAACCAUCCACCCGUCCCGUUUCUGAUCCUCGGCUGUUCGCUCGGUUUCCGAUCGAUGCAUGCGCCGGUGGUCGGGAGGAGAGGGGGCUUCUUCCAGCCCCGCGACGAGGUCUCUCACUUUGCCAUCGGCGACUUUGCUCUAAGCAACGAUCACGCCAUGCCGCUGUUUCAAGGCCGUGACAAAUCCAAGAUGUACCCGGCGAAUCCAGGAAUCCUACCGCAGGGAGGUGGCACCGCCAGAAACAGCACUACUGUCUACGGCGGCGGUACAGCCGCCGACGUCGUGCCCCAUGGAAAAGGCAACUUCUGUGCGCAGAUUCAGAACAAGGACGUUGCUGUCACGAUGAGUGCGGAAGCGGGAUUGUUCCCUGCUGGAAUCGGCAACGUUUCAGACAUUAUCUGUUCGCCACCGCAAGGGGAUACGGUGCGAUCACAGGAUGAACACAGGAACAAAGGGAGCGACCUGUUCCUCUUCGACUGGCCUGAGCUGGCCCCCUUGGAGGGUGUCGACACGGAGCUGAGAAAACUCGGUUCGCCGUUUGAGCUAGGGGGCAACAAUUAUUUCGAUGACCCGAUGUGGCCUUCGAUCUGCUCGCCUGAUGCUCAGCUCGUACCGAGCAUCUGCUUUGAUAAUGACCUGAAUCCAUCCACUGUUGCAAGCAAGAGCGCGGCUUAUCCCAUACUGAUAGAUUUGACAGUUCCUGACACUACUGAUCAGAUCAACAUGGCAACUCCCAUGAACACGCAGCAGCCAUCCAAGAAUAAAGAAAAGGAGUCGCCACUGAACCGCUCUUCCUCCGAGGAGAUCCAGCAUUUCCCACGGGUUUCAGACGCCGACCUCCUCUGCCCCUUCGACGACAUGCUCGUCUCAACAUCAUCCAGCACCAUGUACCGCAACGACGAGAUGAUACCUUCUUCCGCCACCGCUCGCUCCUGGCCAGACGACGUCGCCUCGGCUUACGCUCCACAGAGUUCCACGAAGAAGAAGAAGAAGCCGCACGCGACGACCCCGGACAUGUUCCUCGAUGAGAUGUCCGAAAACCCACUGGAGAUGUACUUCCCUCAGGUGAAGCAGCCUCAGAUGCACCAUCAGCUUCUUCCUGAAGUGUGCUUUGCAGGCGAUGGGGCUGGUCUGAACAGCUCAGGAUUGGAGUUGGGUUCGAAGGGGAGAGGAUGUUCGGGAGGACUACGUGAGAGCCCUCUCCCGUCGUCGAUUGCUAAAGCUGCGCCGGUGAAGAAUCUUCGGUUCCAGAAGCUUCAGGAAGGCAUGAACCAGUUGGAUGUGGGAACCAAGACGUGCAUAAGAGAUGCCCUGUAUCGACUGGCCAACAAUGUCGAACAGAGGCAUUGUGUCGACCAGAAUGUGGGUUCAUCAAGUGCUCUGGCCAGGAUCAAGACUUCGAGCGUAUGGACCGAGACUCAGGGCAGCCCUAUGGAUCGCUCGGUAGCGCAGCUUCUUCUGCAGAAACCGCUGUACCGGAAGACGACUGGUCGUCAGGCAAACCGCGUCGCUUGAUAAUCUCUAGUCUGGUUCUACUGGAAACUGGAAAGUACAUGUAAAUGUGGUCAGUGGUCUGAUAUAGGCUUUGGAAGUUUGAGCGCCCAUGCGUGAUCAAUUUAAUUCCAUGUGUUUAUGGGUAGUACAGCGCUCUUUAUAAGGAAAAAAACAUGUGUUUAUUAGUACUACUUAUAUUCUUCCUAAAGCAGUACCACGAUGCUAGCAGUAUAUAUUGUAAUGUUCAGAGAAGAUAACAGAUAUGCUCACAGAAAUUUGUCGUCCA
This is a messenger RNA of Lolium perenne, 1914 nucleotides long. NCBI's taxonomy places the organism in Eukaryota, Viridiplantae, Streptophyta, Magnoliopsida, Poales, Poaceae. The record is from RefSeq and is a predicted model, not a curated record.